Ooceraea biroi (clonal raider ant) is the source of this 4498-nucleotide messenger RNA. RefSeq names its product Nuclear polyadenosine RNA-binding 2 (gene Nab2). Gene Ontology annotation, biological process: regulation of mRNA stability. Gene Ontology annotation, molecular function: metal ion binding; poly(A) binding. Gene Ontology annotation, cellular component: cytoplasm; nucleus. Lineage: Eukaryota; Metazoa; Arthropoda; Insecta; Hymenoptera; Formicidae. The record is from RefSeq and is a predicted model, not a curated record.
GGUCCCUUCCUUCUCGACUUGCUCGCACGUCUAGGUUACAUUAACUCGGAGCUACGAGGACGGAGACCAUCCAUUACGAUGGAGGAUGUUUUCGUUCUGUGAUACGUUAGUCGGCGAUUCCAUCGGCUUAUCGACUCGGCCGGCCGCUGAUUGUAAGUCAGACGACGCUGCUUGUGCUUGAUCGGAGAGCAGUUCGACAGCUAUAAUUAUGGAUACACGAGGCAUCGAAGUCACGAAUCAGCUCCGGAGCGCCAUUCGUGCCAAGCUUAUGGAGCUAGGAGUCCGCUACGAUGAGGAACUGCCAGACUACAUACUGGUGAUGGUAGUGAACAAGAAAUCUCGUCAGCAGAUGCACGAUGAUCUGAAUCUGUUCCUGGAAGACUGCACGACUGCAUUUGUGGACUGGCUACACGACCAAGUGCUGAAGAAACUGCAGAAGGUCACUGUGGCAAAAAAGAAAUCGUCCCGUGAAUUUGUGCCCACGGUGGUGGUGAAGCAGGAGGGCGAGAAGAAGAAACGCAAGAUAUCCGCGACCUUGUUCUUGGAAGAUCAGCCGGCAGAGCAAACCACUGCUGAGAGGUCCUCACAGGACAAGACUCCGAAAAACGAUAAGCAACAGACCAAGUCAACCGUGCCCAAUCAAACCUUGGAGCAAAGUAGCAACAAGAGCACUGAGAAAAACGUAAAGACUGUGUGUCAGGAAUCCACCGCGUCGAAGAGGCCGCAACAGACUUCGACUCGCGACGACAGUAUGACAAAGCAAAUCGCCGAUGCAGCGGAGAGUUCCGCUACGAGGGUAGUCGUGGAUCCGCAUCAAAAAUCGGACGAAGCAUCGAGCAAGAACUUGAAGAGAUCAUUAGAGGCGUCGAGUAGCCGUCACGAAAUCAGUGCGGAGAAGAGGGACAACGAGGCGAAGCGGUCGAAGCCGAGCGAGGAGGAGAAGGAGGACUCAGCCACAUCGUCCCCAGAUACGACAUCGAGGAAGCUCAAGUCUUGCGUGAACAAGCCAAAGAUCACAUCGGUCGUGUCGGUGAAAAAUCGGCUGGGUGUGAUGUCACCGCGGAAGAAAUUCGAGACCUACCGAGAGAAGGAGGGCAAUGGUCGUUACCGACCAGUGGAAAGGCGGUUCGAGAAGCCGCAUCGCUACGACGGUAGCCGCGGCAGGAACAGAAAUUUCGAGGCGGACGAGCGAGGCGCCAGGCGGAACCGCGACGUCGACUCGUCGCGCCAUCACGAGACGGGCAAGCUGAACGACAUCCGGAGUCGCAUAGAGAGCAGCAAGAACGAGAGACUGAGCAAAAGCUCCCAAGAGUCCAGGGAGAGGACUCAGAGUUCCGGCUCGAAAGCAGACCCGAGUGCGAAGAAGCUCGCGUGCACCAUCAAGGAUCGCCUGGGCGUCGUCAAUAAUAAAGUGCAGAAGCAGUCCGCCAAGUCGCAGGAGAUUGCGGAUUACAGGGGUAACCAGAAGUGUUCAAUCUCGGAGCAAGCCGGCAACAGCAAGAACAUCAAGGACCGACUGGGCCCAUUGAGAAACAGAGUGGGUCAAAAGAAGAGGCAGUCGCGCAACGAAGACGAACCUCCAAACUCCUUAAGUCUUAGCGUCGAGGUGGAAAGAGAGGAGGAAGAGGACGAACUGGACAACGACGAUCAGUCUUCGGGUCCCGUGAAGUCGCACAUAGUCGCCGUGAACAGACCCACGUCUCACGGUGUUGCGCGGAUCGAGAAGAAACGUUCGAAAGCGCCGAACGAAAUGGCGAAAUCGCAGCUGGAUAAAACGGACAGGGGCGCGUCUAGCGACGUGGACGAAGAUAUCGAGGACACGAGAUUGUCGAGCAAAGUGAUCGUCACGCCAAGACCGUUGAAGCCGCUACAGCCGACGCAGAAACGUGCGACGCAGUCGCUUCUGUUGCGAGCGGUCGCGGAGGCGAAUCAGUCGGUCGUGACGCAGAAAAAUCCAGAGCCGUCUCUAUUGGACAAGAAGCCGGUCUUAAAGCGUCUUAAGCCUGCCCCGGCUCGUGAUGUAAGUCAAAACUUGUCGGUACAUUUUAAUUCUAGUAAGAGACUGGUCAUGGAAAAGAUCCAAGUCGAAUUGAACACGGUAGAUAAUCUGGAUGCGGAAGACACCCAGCACGAGCCUUAUGUACCCCAAGCGAUAAGGGACGAGCACAUGGGCGUCGUGAUGUCGUUGUUUCAAAGAAGCGACGACAAUCAGAAAUUCUUAGUUACUCUGAACGGAUACAAUAACAAUCUCAUGAAAGAGAAGCUCGGCUCGGAAGACGAUGACGAGCAGCUGGAGAUGGAGGUGAACGAGGAAGACGAGCUCGCGCUGUUGCCGACGCAAAGCGAGAUGGGGUAUGCAACGGUGGCAGCGAUGACGACGACGACGACCUCGCAAAGCGACCUGGAGAACACAUUCGGCACGACCACGGAGGGAACCGAGGACGACACAGACGCUAGUCCGAAGGAGACGAGCGGCGAGGAGAACAAUGAGAACUGCAACACGGAGAACUUAGACAAGACUGACGAGGCGCCGCGGAAGCGGAGGAAACUCAGUCCCAUAAUAUACAACCGAUCUCACUCACCGAGUCCCACACGGCUGAAAUCUAACGCGUCGAUACUGCCGACGCCGGUGACCAAACUUGCAGAUAAGCGACCGUUGGCGGAGAGCACGGUAGCAACGACGCACCUAGACAAAUCCCGAGAGAAUUGCAGGUACUGGCCAAAUUGUACAUUAGGGAACAAAUGCGCGUACUUUCAUCCUCCAAUGAUGUGCAGUGCCUUUCCGGCGUGCAAAUUCGGAGAUAAAUGCGCCUAUAGGCAUCCCAAGUGCAAGUUCGGUCUCUCCUGCACAAAGCCGGGCUGCGUGUUCUCCCAUCCCACCCAACAGUGCAAGUACCAUCCGUUCUGCACGAAACCCGCGUGCCCUUAUUCCCACACGGUCACUCCCAUUCCAGCGGCGGAGGCGACGAGCCAGCGGGCGAAGUUCACUUGGCGACGGCGAGACUGAGUGCACCAUCACCACCACGGAUGUAGAAAUUCGAGUAUGUCGUUCUAACGGAGUACCCUAGAUCGCGAUUUAGAUCCGCGAAUGAUUACUUUGUACAGUUAAUGAUGGCAGAAUGUAUCUCGCACGAGUCUUGAAGAUCGUUCGAUCUCUUCGUUACUUCGUGGCUCGUGACGCAUUCUCUAAUGGUCUAUAUCGUCGUUCGACGGUUUGUGUUCGUUAAUUUAUUAAGGAGUAGCAUAAGUUGACGUGAGAUCAUCAUAGCAAAAUUAAUCUGUCGAUUUGUUGACAAGCGAGUGUUCGAAAGAACGCCGAACGGCUUCAGUCACGGCUUGUUAUGUCGAGUCACAGCUUCACUUUCCUUUCGAUGAUUGUGUCCGAUCAGAAUAAAGAUGCUUUGAUCGUUUAAGGCUUUAGACAGUUAAAAUCAAUUUUACUUGAACCUUGGGGAGGGGGAGAUUCAUUUUCCUUAAUUUAUAUAUUGCCUCAUUAAAAUUAACCGACCUGUUCGACGAUUUAAUCAAACUGAAAAGUCUGAUCUUAAUUAAAUCAAGUAAUUCGACCAAAUUAAAGUACGAUUAAUUGUUGGAGCUUUAAUUAAUUCGCUACGUUAGAUCACUGAUUUCAUCCUGAUUAUCUAUUUUAGACUUUAAGAUCAUUUGCACCAGCAGAGACCAAUUGUGAUUUAUUUCUUCAUACAUAAUUUGUAUUCUAGUUGUAUCUAUAGCGCGUGUGAAACGGAAGAAAUUUUCGUUAAAAGAGCUAAUCGACAUUGAUGUAACUAGCCCUAAGGUAAUCUUAGAAUUCGUUUUUUGAUGCAAGAUUGAUCACGUUAGGACAAUCUUGAUUUACAUGCGUGUCAUGUAGCAGUGCAGCGUCGGUUCUCACGUGGAUAUGUUCGGGAAUACGUCUCCAAUCAUGCGCUUCUAGCAUAUAUUGUCGCAUUAUAUAUAUAUAACUAUAUAUAUAUAUAUAUAUAUAAAGAAAUAUUUAUAAAUAAUAAUCAGAGGAAUGAUAAUUGCAUCUGCUCUUUUUAGCUACUAUUUUUCUUCUUCCUUCUUCCUUCUCUCCAAGUGAACAAGCGGAUUAUAUUUUUUUCAAUUUGUUGAGUCGAGGAGAGUACGGCUAAAAGGAGCAGAUUCCUAUCAUGCAUAUUUUGUGCCGAGAGCAAUGGAAUAAGAACAUUAAGCGAGAGUGCUUGUGUAUUGCAGAUACCUACAUCUUGUUAUUUCUCGAGUCUCUGCGGCAAAUCCCUUUUACUCCGAGAUAUAACUGUAAUUACGAACCGACCAUCCCGACUUCAUCUAUCUUUUAAGCUCGGCCACGUUUAUGUAUAUUUACACAGAUUGUAUAGGACCGUAGAGAACGAAGCGUAGCUCCGCGUUAUUAUUAUUAUUAUUAUUGAUCUAGUUUUAGUGAAUCGCAUAUGUACAAUAUUAAUCGAGAUGUGAGUCAUUACUAUUAGAAAGACAAAUGCACGGUGAUUUCUGUAAA